Etheostoma spectabile (orangethroat darter) is the source of this 4010-nucleotide messenger RNA. It is a transcript of the gene gpa33b, whose product is annotated as glycoprotein A33 (transmembrane), paralog b. The coding region runs from base 176 to 1741 and encodes 521 amino acids. The transcript has 7 exons. Gene Ontology annotation, cellular component: plasma membrane. NCBI's taxonomy places the organism in Eukaryota, Metazoa, Chordata, Actinopteri, Perciformes, Percidae. The record is from RefSeq and is a predicted model, not a curated record.
CAAUGAUUGGCCCUCUGGGUGACAUGUGACCUGUAGCCGUUGACUUAUUACCUGGAAAAGUCAACAUCUCCAUACCUGGGAGUUCACCGUGAAGGUUAGGCGGGCUCUUGCUCUUGGACUGAGAGCAUCAGUUUUAGAUUUUGUACUCGGUGUACGUUUUUGUUCUCUUUCAGCAAUGACAUCAAAGAGGCAGUUUGGAUGGCGAGAGCUAUUUUUGAUAUUCACAGUACUUCCGUGCUGUCGGAGUUUACAGGUUUCUAUUCCAGAGAGAGAAUAUGAGGUUGCAAGAGGAGGUGAUAUUACUUUGACCUGUUCCUUCAUCCCGGCCAGACCAAUCAUCAAUGCAAUCGUCCUCACAUGGGAGGCUUUCCCUGAGAAUGUUGGUGAUCCAAUGGACUUGGUGGCCACCUACUUCAUAAACAAUCCGAUUGACAUUGCACCUAAUUAUGAAGGUAGAGCCUUUAUGGAGAUUGAUGGACAAGUGAGUAGACUGCGCUUAUCAAAGGUGACCAUGAAGGACAGCCGCCGUUACCAAUGCAGUGUCAUGAUCCCCAAUGAUGACGAGGGAACAACAGCUGCAACCACUUCCCUUUUGGUCCUGGUGCCUCCCUCUGCACCAAUCUGCAGGAUUCAGGGGGAAGCAGCGUACGGACACAACGUCACUCUCACCUGCAUGUCUAAUGAGGGAUCCCCAGUACCUGUCUAUGAAUGGAGGAGCUACAGUGUCGAAAACAUUCAAAGACAAUUUCCACCUAAGACAAUAGAAAAGGAUGGAGCUCUAUCUCUCUUCAAUAUUUCAAGAGAUAUGUCUGGUUUCUACAUUUGCACAUCAACAAAUCGAAUUGGUUCUGCCAGCUGCAACUUUACUUUAGCUGUGACGCCCGGCGGCAUGAACAUUGGGUCCACUGCAGGAAUAAUUGUCGGAGUCUUUGCAGGUCUCGUGUUGCUGGGGAUUGUCAUCCUCUGUUGCUGCAAGAAAAAGGGCAAAAAGGAAAAGUAUGCUGAAGGUUCCCCCGGAGAAGUGGAGUUUUAUGAUAGAGAUGCUCCUGAAGUUGGAAAGCAGUACUGGGACGACAAGUCAGCCGAUGUCACCCAGCAGGAAGACAGAGACGUCGUUCCUCAAAACUAUUUCAGCGUAGGAACAACUGCACAAAAGCUGGAGGAUGAUCAACACAGUUACCAUGGUGGUAAACAAAAGCAUGACGGUAAGGGCAGUGAUGUUGACUCUCAACGUUACCAGGACGACCAGCAAGAUCUCCGUCGUGGAAGUCGUGAUCGCCUCGACGACGAACGUAGCCAUUACAGUGGAAGUCAGGAUAGGCUCGAUGAUCAGCGUAAUCGCACCAGUGGUAGUCGUGAUCGCCUUGACGAUCAACGCAAUCGCUAUGGAGGCAGCCGCGAUCGCCUUGACGAUCAACGUGACCGUUACGGUGGCAGCCGUGAUCGCCUUGACGAUCAACGCGAUCGUUACGGAGGCAGUCGCGAUCGACUUGACGAUCAACGCAAUCGCUAUGGAGGCAGCCGCGAUCGCCUUGACGAUCAACGGGAUCGUUACGGUGGCAGCCGCGAUCGCCUUGACGAUCAGAGCGGCCGUUACGGUGGCAGUCGCGAUCGCCUCGACGAUCAACGCGAUCGUUACAGAGGCAGCCGCGAUCGCCUUGACGACCGCCGUGAUCAUUCUGGUGGAAGUCGGGAUCGCCUCGACUACAUUGACGAUCAAAAUAAAGACAGGUAUCAAUAGCCUUGUGUACUGAAUGUUUUUAUUGAUGUUUUACUGGUUUAAGGAUUGGAUUCCCAGGUAGCAGAUAGUCAUUGAAACAACGUCACAUCAGCAUCCCGCUGUCAACGAUAAAGUCCUUGAAUCAACUUCAAACUCUGAUGUUGAUUCUUUAUCAUAUUGCACCCUUUAUUAUCAUUGAAACAACGCAGAGAUCAACAGAGAUCAACAGGAUGUCAAUGGUAUUUCAAUCACAAUGGCUAUUGAAACAAUGUUGAAAUCCCAGCAUAUCUCAACGAAACUUCAAUGGUAACCCAUUUUAGUAUUGGCCUACCACAGGUUUAAUCUAAAAAGGUAUACAUUAAUUAUUAAUUAAAACAUUAUUAGGCUAUUAUAAUCCUGCUUUAUCAAUGGGCUAUGGCCAGGAUGGGCUUGGAGGAAAAUAUAGAAACUAUGCCAAUAAACCUUUUAGGCUUUUAGAAACUAAACUUUCCAGCCCAAAUGACACCCCACACAUUUUAAUUUUUUUUAAAUUUUUUUUUAAUUGUAAUUUUUCACUUUUUUUUCUUCCUUUUAACGCGCUAUAACUGCUGCAGGGUCGGUCGUUCAGCUCCUCCCGCCCGGUCUGGGGCGUAACGCAGCCACUUCUGCACAGCUUGAGAAACUUCAUAGGAAUUUGCCAUAUUCUACUUAUUUGAGUCAGUGCAUCUAAAAUAGAAAACAAUCAAAAGUAGGCUAACAUUUUAGUUUAACAUUAGAAGACUUCUACCUAAAGGAAAGGAUAUAAACUUGAUGACCUAGGCCAUGUAGAAGUUAUAUUUCAAUGACUGCAGCACUACGUGUGUUACUAAACUAACCAUCAUGUUACUGAGUAGGCUAACAGUAUUUGAUUUGGAACAAUUCAUUCAUAUCAAAAAUUACAUAAGCAACCUUACCUGAUUGUAUAUGAAUCAGGUCUAGAAAUAAUCUGUAGUGUCCGCAAUACGUUGGUCUACCACCUCCCGGUCAACCAAAAUUCUACGGAUUUACCGGUCAACUAUAUGUCGAUGGCUUUUCAACAACAGGUCGUUUACCGGUCAACUUUAAAUCAACGACUAAUCAACACAUUAGCAAUAUCGCCAGGUAAACCAAAUAUCAAUGCUUAAUCAAUCAUAAAGAUAACUAUAGAGAAAUGUUGUGCCAAUGUUGCUGUCAUCAACAUCAAUAAUGUCAGGUUUCAUCGAUAUGGUAAUGGUGAUUCAACAUUUAUUUCGCAGUGAAAUUUCAAUAUCAACCAUAAAGAUGAUUCAGAUGGAAAAUCAAUAUUUAUUCAACGUUGGCUAUCUGGGUUAGUGCCUGGUCACAACCAAGCAAAACAAAUUGUGCAUAUUUGCAAAAAUUGUAAAUGCCCAUGUAAAAGCCAGUGGCCUGGCGAACAGUUGAUUUAAAGCCUUGAUUUUUGUCUGAAAUGUUGUGUUAAUUAAUGCUGGUCUGACUGGAACUUUAAAAAAAGUUCAGAAAUGUACAACUUCCCUGUGAAUGUGCUUCAACCAAACCAAAUCAACCUUGUAAAUCCUGCAACACCUGACACAGUGUGCUAACAUUUCAUUUAGCCUGCACUGAACAACACAACAUUGUACGUAUGACUGUAAAAUGUGUUGCUGAUGUAAUGUUUUGAUGUCCUGAGGAGUGUAAUACAUGAAGUGGUGAGGAACACCAUGAAACAAAGCAGAGGGGCAAUAGGAACCUCAAUCUGUUUCAGAGGCAUGUACUGUACUUUGGUCAAAGGUCUAUGAAUGGAUUCCCAGGGUCUUUAAUUAACAUGGAUGCCAAUAGGUUUCUCAUAUCAUUGCUAGCAUUACUAUUGUUUGUUAGUUAUUUUCAUAAAAACCCAUGCUAAAUCACAAUUAAUGUUAAUUGGUCAUUAAACAACCCCCAAUCAUUAAUACAAUUAUUGUUCACAUAUUGGGGCCACCUACCUACUGCAGUAAUUUGGGAAAUUUUGUUAAAGUACAUUAUACACAUGUACAUUAUCUAUUAUUUUUAUUUUUUUAGCAUAGGCUACUUUGUGAAUAAAAGUAAUAAAAAGACUUACCUGAGCUAGAUUUAAAUCCAUUUUAAAACCUAUGUUUAACGUGUGUGUAAUACCUAUGUGUAUGGCAUUUUUGCUUUUUUUUAGUGAAUAUUGAAUUUAAUUAGACUCAAAAGUGAUCUUUGUGUGCACUUUUUCUUGACGUUUUUGUUUGAAAUGAUUCCUCUUGAAUGUAAGAACCGUGUUUUUUUUUACGCGAAGCACAUUCAAAUAGAGUUCAAU